AGGACGGCAGCAAGCAUGCCUCUUGGUAACAGAACGUCCUUAACCCCACAGAAGCUGUGGCUGGGAAGCUCGAAGCCAGGAAGUCUGACCCAGCCCCUGAAGUCAGACCUGACCUUGGAGCAGGCGUGGGCCAGCGCCCCCAGCACUACUCCCGACUAUGUGAGAGCAGCCUUAAGAGUGAAGAGGUCCAAUCUCAGGCGUUCUGCCAGCAAUGGUCACGUUCCCAGGACCCCUGUCUACAGAGAGAAGGAAGACAUGUACGACGAGAUCAUUGAGCUGAAGAAGUCCCUGCACGUGCAGAAAAGUGACGUGGACCUCAUGAGAACAAGGCUGCGGCGCCUGGAGGAGGAAAACAGCAGGAAGGACCGGCAGAUACAGCAGCUCUUGGACCCGUCCCGAGACCCGGAUUUUGUCCGGACUCUGGCAGAGAAAAGGCCCGAUGCUGGCUGGGUCGUUAACGGGCUAAAGCAGAGGAUUCUGAGGCUGGAGCAGCAGUGCAAGGAGAAGGACAACACGAUCAACAAACUGCAGACUGAUAUGAAGACCACUAACUUGGAGGAGAUGAGAAUCGCCAUGGAGACGUACUACGAGGAGAUUCAUCGUCUCCAGACUCUCUUGGCGAGCUCCGAGACCGCGGGAAAGAAGACUCCGGGGGAGAAGAGACUGGGCGUCAAGAGGCCGAAGAAAGUGAGCAGCGCCCUCCUGAGCUUGUCCCGGAGCGUCCAGGAGCUCACGGAGGAGAACCAAAGCCUGAAGGAAGACCUGGACCGUGUGCUGAGCAACUCCCCCACCGUCUCCACCACGAAGGGUUACACGGAGUGGAGUAAGCCCCGGCUGCUGAGACGGAUCACGGAGCUGGAAAAAAAAAUAAGUUCGAUGGAAAGCCCCACAUCACAGGCUUCAGAAGAGGUCAAGUCAAACGCCCCGGUGCAGUCUGCGUCCAGCUCCACCGUGCCCCGGCAGCCGAGAUGUGACCGGCACCAGGAGAGCGAGCGUCUCCGGGGGACGGUGCAGAGCCUGAGAGGCGAGCGGGACGCGCUGCAGAUGCAGCUUCAGGAGAAAGAUUUGGAAGUGAGACAGCUGCUACAGACAAACGCCACCUUGCAGAAGGAGCUGGAGGGCGUGAGGGAAGGGGAGGAGGAGAGAAGAGGAAGAGAGGAGGCUCUGAGAGAGGAAAUUCAAACACUUACCAAGAAGUUUCAAGAACUGGAAGAAAUUAAGAGAGAAGAAAAAGACGACCCCGUGGAAAUGACCCCGGAGACCCCGGAAGAACCCCGACCUUCCCUUCCCACCAGCAGGCCCUCUCAGCAGGACUCUGAGCCAGAUACAAGCGAGGAGGGCUUCUCCCGGCCCCCCUCCACCUGCUCCGAGGGGCGAAGAGACACGGCAGCCAGGAUCCUGCAGAGCCGGUGGAGGGUAUACAGACACCAGAAAAAAAAGGCCGUCCUGGACGAGGCGGCUGUGGUGCUUCAGGCAGCGUUCAGGGGACAUGUAGCGCGGGUGAAGCUGUUGUCAAGCGAGGCGUGCGCCCCAGAACCCCCCAGCCCGCCCAGACAGGACCCUCCGUCACCGCGUGUUCCAAGCCCCACCGUCCAGGCCCAGGGCAGCCCGGGACAGGAGGAGGCCAUCACCGCCAUCCAGUCCGUCCUGCGGGCGCACCUGGCACGGGUCAGGCGCAGAAGCGUGGGGUGUGUGGGCACAUGUGGGGGCUUGUCCACUGUGACCGCCUACCAGCAGGGAGGCUGCAUCGGGGAGAUUCUGGACCUUUGGAGGCAGCCCCAGGGUCAAGAGGACAGUGAGGCGAGCGGCGGGGAGACCACGGAGGGGCCGGCGGCCGAGGACGAGGCUCCGGUGAAUCCAGCAGCCCUGCAGCCCCGCUGCGGCCCCUCGGGGCGCAGGCUGUCUGCAGCGGGCGCCCCCUUCCAGCAGAGACGGGAUUCUGGAAGGCUGCUGUGCAUGAAGAGUGUGGGGGAGGGGCCACCGGGCACCGCGUGCCUGUCUCCCCAGGUGGACGUGCCACCAGGAAGCGGGCUCUUACACACGCAGCUGGCCACCAGCCUCGCCAGCGCUGGGUCGCAGCUCCCGCCCAGGCCACGGGCUCGGGGCGCCGCGGUGGGGGCGGCCCUCAGAGACCCCCAGUCGCGCUCCAGCUUGCUCGCUGUCGGCCAGCCUCACCUUUUGAGGGUGUUUGCCUUUUGGCAACGGCCUGGGUGUCCAGAGCUGAGCUCGGAGGCUGAGGUGGUUUGUGGCCAGGUGACGCUGACGCCGAAGGUCAUUCCCGCCCGGCAGGGAGCAGGCGCUGUGCCAAGUGUCCGGGGCACGCCCCGGCCCCGAGCAGCUGCGGUGACAACCCCGCUCCGGUUCCUUGCAGGGCCGUCCUCUCCCUCGGGACCGGGACCCGCAGACGACGGCAGCUCUGACGACUCCGACGAGAUCGUGGUGGCCCCGGCUGUGGCCCCGAGGAAGGCCGCCUCCCCACCCUAG
This is a messenger RNA of Puma concolor (puma), 2484 nucleotides long. NCBI's taxonomy places the organism in Eukaryota, Metazoa, Chordata, Mammalia, Carnivora, Felidae. The record is from RefSeq and is a predicted model, not a curated record.